This is a messenger RNA of Linderina pennispora, 330 nucleotides long. RefSeq lists its product as uncharacterized. The record is from RefSeq and is a predicted model, not a curated record. The coding region runs from base 1 to 330 and encodes 109 amino acids. The transcript has a single exon. NCBI's taxonomy places the organism in Eukaryota, Fungi, Kickxellomycota, Kickxellomycetes, Kickxellales, Kickxellaceae.
AUGAGGCACACCCUCAUCCCGACAGUACCCUCGACAGAAAAUUAUACAAUGUAUUACAAUAUCAACCUCAUUGUGAUAGAAGGUAUGGCCGAGACAUCAUGCAACAGCACAGCUUAUAGGGAUCUUUACAAGGACAGUUACUAUUGGAUCACCUACGCGAAACGAAACAUGCUGAACAACCAGUCGCUUGGGAAUUACACUGCGACUAUCUACGACCUUCAAUUGAACACCAGCAAAGAUAAGUUUGAGGUCAGCAUGCUGAAGCUUACUGAUGUGGGGUACACUGACCCGGGUUCAAGACGAUCACCAACAGCUGCCACUAGCUCAUAG